This is a messenger RNA of Prosopis cineraria, 933 nucleotides long. RefSeq lists its product as uncharacterized. Lineage: Eukaryota; Viridiplantae; Streptophyta; Magnoliopsida; Fabales; Fabaceae. The record is from RefSeq and is a predicted model, not a curated record. Bases 53 to 745 code for a protein of 230 amino acids. The transcript has 2 exons.
CGCUAACCGGCCUAAACUAGAGCACUUGUGUACUCCACGUCUUCGCGGAGAAAUGGGAAUGGAUUCCAAAGCAGAAGCAGCGGAGCAGAGCUCCACCAUCAGCGUCCCUGUUCUACCCGUAAUUCUCUCCUCCUCCUCGUCCGUCUCAACACCGCCGUCUCCGGAUCCCUCCGGCACCCUCACUCCUCCCCUCCACUCCGCGGCUGCCGCCGUUCCCUUCCGAUGGGAACAAGAGCCUGGAAAGCCCAAACACACCACCGCCAUCGUCCCCUUCUCCAUCUCUUCCCUCACCAUCACCGACUCGUCCCCAAAAUCCUUAGAACUCCCUCCCAGGCUCCUCGCUGUAGAGAAUCCUCCUCACGGAUUAGGUAGCAGCAGCAGAUUUCGCUCUCCCUCUUUGAGAAUGGGCUCCGAUUGUUACGGUUCUUUCCGCGCUGAAGGAAGCUGGGCUGUGAUUCGGAGCGGACGGCAAAUCGGGUUCGGGGCGGGAGAGAAACGGCGGUGGUUUGGUUCUUGGAGGAUGAAGAAGAGAGAGGUGAAUGGUGGUAGUCACGUGUUCCCAUCUUGUGGCGCUGAUCAUCGAAAGACUAGUGACGUUGUUGCCAUUGGAGGCACUCGGAAGAACAGAGUGAAGAUGAAAGGCACGGGUCUCUGGGCAUCAAUAUGGGAGGGGUUGAGGCAGAUGGGAGUGUGGAGGAGUCAGAGCAAGACACUGAAGAAAGAUGAAUAUGCAUCGAGCCUCUAAUUACCAAUUUUCAUGAGGCCGCGCUGCCUACUUCACCGUAAAUUUGUGGUUUUAUUUGAUUUUCUUUAUUACCUGAGUGAGUGUAUGUGUGUUGUUCUUCUAGAAUCAGUCUAUGGCUGCUUAAAUACGUGAAACUCUACAUCCGCUAUCCAGAUUGUUAUUUCACGGCCUAGCCUAUUACAAAGUUA